UUUGUCUGUGUCCGAAAACUUUCCAGUUUGUCUAGUUUUUCCCCAGACAUCUGACAGCAUAGCUGAGCUAUGCCGAUAAUACACAUUCUAUCCUCAUAACUUCUCUUCUACUUACAGGAAGUCAAAUAUAUUCUACCAACAUCAAACAAAAUACAAUCUCAGGAUCAGACGUUUGUUUCGUGAAGUUUACUUCGUUGCUGAUGAUGAUGUUAUAAAUGCAUUCAAUUUGAAGACUUUCAUGUUUGUCUGUGUCUAAUUUUGGCUGGAAAUGAGGAAGAGCAAGUUCUGGUAGUGAGUCAUGGUGGAUUUUGGAGCAUGAUGAAAAUAUCUGAGAGGGAGGGAGAGAGGAGGAAGAAAAGUGCAAGCUAUGUUCGAGGUGAAAGACAAAGAGGAGAAGAGCUUGUUGUUGGACGGAGUCUGAGAGGAUGAAAGGAAGUGGUCUUAGGUUGACAUUUACAUUACAUUUAGUCAUUUAGCAGAGGCUCUUAUCCAGAGCGACUUACAGUAAGUACAGGGACAUUCUCCCCGAGGCAAGUAGGGUGAAGUGCCUUGCCUAAGGACACAACGUCAUUUGGCACAGCCAAGAAUCGAACCAGCAACCUUUGGAUUACUAGCCCAAUUCCCUAACUGCUCAGCCACCUGACUCCCUUGGUUGAAGGUUGAAGAAUAAAUGAAAGAAAGGAGAGAGAGAAGGAGGAGGGAAUUGACGAAUCAUGUCUCUUUUAGAGGGCAGGUCCUUGCCGCAAGACCUCAGCACUGAGGACACAGACCAAGACACACACACAAACGUACACACCAACACAGACACGCACACAGACACGCACUCCAACACACCCUCCGACACAGACACGCACACCGACUCAAACAUAAACAUGCAACUCUCCUGCAUGCAAACAGACACACACCUGAACCCACAUCCAAACACUUGCACAAACAACACACAACCAGAGACGCAACCACGCACUUGUCAGAGCUCACACACCCAACGAUGUCUCACAGACACUGCUGCCGCUGGCGGACAUGCGAGUGUGUCGCUUCACAGCCAAGAAACGGAGGCUGUUAUAUUCAAAGCAGUUUGCAUUCAAACAAACGAUGAUGAUGAUGAUGAGGAAGGUCAUCGACUCAAGGAUGCAGCAGGAGAUUCAGGAAGUCCCGAUCCAGCACAGAAGCCUGUUGUCUCUGAGGACUCUAGUUCUUCUCCUGCUGUGAUUCCCAGAUGGGACAGGAAACCAAUUCCUCCUGCUCCUCCUGGCCUGGAACGUCCAUGCAUCCCUCCCCCCGUCCCUCCCAAAAGAAAGCCCAAGCCUCCGACCCUUCUCCCCAAGCAACAUGCUCCUGUGCUGGGAGGAGACUCAGAAGAAAGCCCAGGCUUAGUCCUGGGGCCUCCAGGGCCUGGAGUUCAGGCUUCGUUAGCAGUGGAUACAUCUGCCAUGUAUGCAACCGUCAUCCAUAAGUCUCAACAGACGCCCCCCUGCCCCCAGCCCUGCCCCCCGCUAGGAUGUGCCCCUCAGGAGAAGCAUGGGGGUUAUUUUCAGGGAACUGGGGGCAUCCCAAUACAGGAACCUCCCCAACUGAUGGAGCAGGAGAUGGAGGGAGUCUACAGAGCUCAAGAGAUGGCUGGGGUGGAUGUCUCAGUGGAGGCUACAAUGACACCGGCCCCCAUCCCCAAACCUCCUCGUAGGAACAGACCCAACCCCAUGCUCCAGGAACCAGUGGUGGGGACCAAGGAAGGUCCAGACAUGGAGGCCUUUGCUGGGUCUGUCGUAGAAGCCAGGUGCUCCCUCCAAGCCCUCCAUCUGGCUCCUCCAGGGGCGGAGUCAGUAAAACAACCCAGAGAUAUGCUGUCCGCUUCAGGGGACCAGGGUUCUGGAACCCACACAGCUCUCAGGCAGAUGGAAGAGGAGGAGGACCAGUCACCAGUGGGUGAGCUGGAGGAUGAAAGGGGCCAAGGACAAGCUGUGUGCCACCGGGGUUCUCUCAGCUCCUUAAGCUCAUUCAGGCUGUUCUACAACCCCACCAGCCUGGUUGAAGAGAUCUUCACUGGAGAUGAGUGGUCAUCCUACCUGUUGGUCAACAGCAACCCCUCCUCUUCCCAAUUUACCGGCCAAUCAGAGGUGGAGACACAACCUCUAUGUGGCGGUGACCAACAAGAGUCUGGACCAGUGCCACCCCUGAUCAUAUCUGACCACUCAGAUGAGGGUAACCAUAGCAGCACUAUGGACCUGCCAGAUUACGAGAUCAUGUGCCAAUAUGAAGAGGGCGCGCUGGUGGACAAGCAACGGGAUGCUGCACAAGAGGAAUUAAACAAUGAGUGGAGAGGCAGGGACAUUGGAAUCAUACCAAAGGCUGUGCUGGCCAAUGGCGCUAAACAGCAAAAGGUGCCUGUAUCCAAGCUCAAGACCGAGGACAUCUAUGACAACAUAGACCUGUCCUGUGUGAAGUCUCUUGGGGUUCUGGACAGCUCCCCCCAGAAACACAGAAUCUACCUGAGCAGGAAGAGGAAGAGCCGACGCCCACGAAAGAAGCCCAGAGGAGACAUCUUCAAGAUACCACGAUUUGGCAUAUUCAAAUCCGCUGCUCAUUCCUCCAUCAUCCCAUCAUCACCUCUAGUUUCCUCCUCCCCCGCUCCCUCUUCCUUCUCCCUCUCUCCAUCCCUCUCUGCCUACUCCCCUUCCUCUCCCUCUAAUGGUUUCUUCUCCUCCUCAAUUUUCUACCCUGCUCCUUCAUCUCCUCUCUCUCCUCUUUCCAACGACGAGGUGGGGUCGCAGUUGAAGACAGGAGAGGACGGUACUAAAUAUGGGGUUUCCAGUCCCAGAUCUUUGGCUAAGUUCAUGAGCACUUUGAAAGAGAAAGCAAGGAGGAAGAACAAGCAGUGAAGAAAGACCUAUGGAGCACACACACAUGCAUGCACACACCUACACAACACAUGCAUGCUAAUGCCUACACACACACACAAAGCUAUACAGGCACAUCUACACACUAGCAUACACUUACACAAACCCACAAACACGUAUUAUAACAGUGAUAAAUAUGAUAAACAAAAGAGGGAAGUUCAUGUCUGUGUCCGAGAAGUCGUGAGCUGUCCUCCCUCGACAGUGAUGAAAUUGUACAAGAAUACCUUCUGCUCAUCUUGUACCAUACAUUUAAACACAUUAAAGGACAUGUUUCACAUUAAUGCUGAAAUAUGAUACGUUUUAUUUUGACUGCAGGUUAAGAAGUUGACGGUUCAAAUCCCCCUUUGUAUAUCACAUUGGAUAAAAGUGUCGGAUAAAUGAAUAGAUCGUUAUCAUUAUUAAAGAACCAGAAUUUACUUUAACAUGGUUUCUAUGUACAGUAGAUGUCAAGCCUAGACCACCGUUUAAAAUACCGGUUUUCCUUUUACAGCCUGUAUUACAAAGUAAAUUAAAACCUUUUUUCUCACCUGUCUAAACACAAUAUUUCAUUAAUGAGAAGCUAAAACGUUGAAGACUUUAGUGCUGAAAAUGUGUUGUGAUUAGAUUAAAUGUCUCUCCGAAAUAUGGAGUACAUCUACAAUAAAGUAGUCAUGUUUGUUACUUGACUGAAGAUCUCAUGUAGACAAGACAUGUCUUUCUUGACAGUGCCAUUUUUUUUAUUGAAAUUUUGCACACAGCUAUAAAGCAGAAGUGCAUUCUGAAUCCCCAUCAUGAAGUCUGUGACGUAGCAGAAUCACCCAACUCAAAUAUUUUAUAAAUCGUUUCUUCCAAGGCCGAAAUCAACCAAAUAAGAAGGGAUACAUAUAAUCAACUAAUCAACAAUUUCUCGGUACAUGUCAUUGUUUUGUUGUUCAAGACAUUCUUGUAGCACUGCAGUCAAGUAUUGAGAUGUUACUAUUGCACUGUAGUUUUAUUUUGACUGUAAUGCUGUAAGCAACUGCUAAAUUAAUAAAAUGUAAUUAAUAAAACUCCAAGGAGGUUGAGCAUGAUUCUAGCGCUAAUGAUAAGCAUGAUGGUGAUAAUAUGUGUAACGUUAAAGUUCACACCAGUAUCUUGGAACGGUGCAGGGGUGAGAGAAAGAGGGAGGAGACUAUGGAGGAUUAUAGGGGCCAAAACUAAAUAAAUGAAUUAUUGAA
Messenger RNA from Osmerus eperlanus (European smelt), 4090 nucleotides. RefSeq lists its product as uncharacterized. The record is from RefSeq and is a predicted model, not a curated record. The transcript is spliced from 6 exons. Lineage: Eukaryota; Metazoa; Chordata; Actinopteri; Osmeriformes; Osmeridae. Bases 714 to 2876 code for a protein of 720 amino acids.